Molecule: messenger RNA, 2722 nt
Organism: Sphaeroforma arctica JP610
Lineage: Eukaryota; Ichthyosporea; Ichthyophonida
Exons: 12
Coding region: 1-2475 (824 amino acids)
Molecular function (GO): protein binding
Source: RefSeq, a predicted model, not a curated record
AUGUCUCCUGCACAUGCGGGCUCGGUGAAGCUCACGCGAACCAAAACUAGCAAAAAGGUGCAAGGUAUCCUCUGGCAGUCUGAAAACUCGCCAGCACCGGAGGUUGAUUUGUCUGACUGUCAGAUAGAGAAGCUACCAAACGAGCUCUUCGGGUUGUUCUCUGGUGAGAAAAAUUCGCUAAUACUGUCGCAAAAUAAAAUUGUGAAUUUUGGCCCUGGCGCUCGCUUAAAUGCGUUUUCCCGUGUGGAGAUUCUGGAUCUUAGUCAAAACCACAUCAAUAAACUGCCGCACGAACUAUGUGCGCUGAUAGUGCUGCGGGUACUUGUCCUAGACCACAAUCAGAUAACGAAUGUGCCCCCUGCUGUCGAGCAUCUCAACAACUUAACGCUUCUAUCUAUCGAACACAACAAGCUGGAAUCAAUACCAAAAUUCUUGGCCAAGCUACCGCACCUUGAAGAUGUGCGACUGGGUGGGAACAUAUCAUUGAAGGAUCCGCCUCUGGCCAUAUACAGCGAAAGUGGUUGCAGAGGCGUGAUGCAGUACUUAGUGCGUGAGAAAAGUGCGGUAUAUGAAGGGCCACUCGAUGGGAUAGACACUGACACCGUAUUAGAUACGGCCGCAAAUACCGUUGCAGGUUUAUACACCGCAUCUGUGUCCGAUCAACCGAAACAGGGCAUCCAACAUGACCUCCCGCGCGCUAGUACAAAAGGUGUCGCACAGCUCCUUUGGGAAGCCGAGAUGUCGCCAGAUGAUGUGGCGGAUUUCUCCAGGCUAUUACUGACCAAGAUUCCUGCGGAAAUGUUUGCUGUUUUUAUCUCGAGCGAAAAGCGCACUCUGAAGCUGAAUAUAAACUUACUCCAAUCCUUUGAAGGCAACAUGAACAGCCUCCGAAACCUCCAAACGCUCGACUUAAGUAAGAAUAGAUUAAAAUCGUUACCCGAUGCGUUGAUCGCGGCUGAAAGUCUACGACGAAUUGAUGUGUCAUACAACCAGUUGUCAGCAAUUCCACUUGUGCUUAGCAAGCUUCCUCUGUUGCGAUCGAUAUAUGUCAAACACAACCAAAUCCAGGACCUCCCACAUGAAUUGACCAGCAUGCCGUAUUUGCAAAGCCUUCAGGUUUUGGACAAUCCGCUAUUUUAUUUUAACGAUAAAGCUAGGCGAAGUGGGAUACCUGAUAUUCAUGUAGAGGAGGCCAUCACUUCUGGCGAUGAUCCUCUACUCCGUUUGCUAUGCAAGCUGGCCAAUGUACAAUAUCGACCACCCAUGUAUGUGGAGGAUAGUUACAUGCCCAAUCAAGGCCGAAAAAUGCAAGCCCUGGGCGCUCUGAGAGUUCAUCAAGAAGCUGAAGAUCAGGCCGUAAAGGACGUGAAUGACGCCAGAAUCCGUUUUUCCGAGGCACAUCUACGCUAUACCGAGCUACAAUCCCGACUGAUUGAGAUCAGCGUGCGGGAGCGUUUUGCGGGUCAGGACGACCGUGCAUUGGCACAAGACCGAUCAGCCGCUGUCUCUGAAAUUGCCGCCCUUCUGCCGAUUUUGGGUGAAUUGUCGAAUAAAACGGGUUCUCAUUCAUUUGCUACCCAGCCGUCCCCUGUGCGAGCUCACUUGCGGUCGGAUUCUGGCUACCCGGCCCCGAACAGUUUUCCGGUAGAGAGUACUAUACCAACAAAGCGUUCGGAACCUAUGGUUAGCCAGAGCAGUUGUACGCAAUCGGCCUCUGCAACCCCCGGGUAUUUUUCAGGAGAGAGUGAUAUAGCGAAGCAGCAAGCAUCAUAUGCGCCUAGCGGUCCGCCGUCGAGUAUUUUACCACCCGGCUACUCUGUGUCUCUUGCCUGUAAAGAUGCACCGGCUCCUUUGACUGUUUGCCAACCCCCACCCUACCUGGAUUGGAUGGCAAAGGAUAGCAAAGCUGAACCCGUUGGAAAUAGCGCGCGUACUGGUGAAUCUGAUGUUUUCAUUGGUGCGUCGGCUCCUCGACUGAGUGAGGAAUUUAAUCAUGUCACGAUAGCAAGAGAUGAUCCACAUCCGAGUCAAAAGAAGAUCGUUUCAUUAUUUGAAUCUCUGGGUUUAAAGCAGCACAUUUCGCGUGUACUCGCGCUGCCGGCUGAUGAUAUUGGUCGUCUGAUGUCUGAUGAUAAUAGCACUGUUCUCGAUCAGUUUGGCCUGACUCCAGCAGAUCACAAAAUGUGCCUUCUGGCAUUGAACACUGUGAGAGACUCGGAGGCUAAACUGAGACUUAAGACUCAAAGGAUAGAAGAGCACGUUUCGGUUCAGAAUUCACAAACCAAACAAUCGGACAAGGCGCCUCUACAACGUUCGCAACAACGACGGUGCGCUAUCUGUCUUGACAAGUCGAUUGAGAUAGUGCUGCUCAAUUGUGGUCACGCAUGCUCGUGUCUAGAGUGCUCUGAGAGUCUCACAGAGUGCCCCAUAUGCCGUUCGCAAAUCGCCAGGCGGGUUCAGAUAUAUAUCGCAUAGUUUGCUGGUAUUUUCGCAACGUGUGCCAUUCUGAAUAGGUAUGAAAUCACUACUUAAACUUUGCUCAGACUUCACUGACUAUAUGCUUUUGUCUUCAUAUUCGCACCCGUUCCGUGGAAGCGGGAUAAACAGUGGUUUUUCGUAUUUUGAAUAUUUUAUGACCAUUCAUCGCGAAUGCGGAGUAUUUGCCGUUCGGAUAUGACUUGCGGAGCCCCCAAGAAGGACUUCGAUUAAAAGCUCAUUCACG